AUGGUGACGGUUUGGCUUUCUAGAUUCCUCGCCAACCUCAAAAAUUUCCAGAUUCUGCCCCAAAUUGCCGUCAUUUGUGUGCUGCUCCUCGUCGAAACCGCGCGCGCAAACUACAUUGUCGUCGCCGACGGACGUCUUCUGUGCCACGGCGAACCGCUCGCCAACCAGACCGUCCGGCUCUACGAAAAGACGUUGCGUAAGCAAAUUUCGGGGGGUCCCGCCACGAAACGGCUACUGUAGCUCGUCACGUUUUGCAGUCGGCUCGGAUCGUGUGUUGGGCCAGCAAAGCACCGACUUUGACGGAGAGUUUUAUAUUGCCGGGAACGCGUCGACCGACGGGUUUUUGAUGAAAACUAAGAGCUUUUUGGGCCUUCAAGGCAAACCGUACCUUUUUAUUGAGCAUAAUUGUACUAGGGUGAGUUGAUUUUUAUUAAAAAAAAUUUUUUUUUUUUAAUUUAAAAAUUUUCAGAAAUACCGCGUGGAAGACGUGGAACUCGAGUGCACCGGAUUCGUGCGUCGCAUCAUUCCCGACUUGUUCGUCUCGGAUCUGAACGCCAAGGACCAUUAUGUAGGGCAAAAAAAUCCAUGAAAAUUUCUAGUGCCCAACGUUUUUUUUUCAGCUCUACGACAUGGGGACCGUGGAGUUGAGCGAUGAUCAUUCGAUUUCCGAUCAGAUGGGCGUCGAUUUCAUCACGGACAACCUUCGAAGAGCCGCCAAAUGCGAAAAAAUUGGAUAA
Messenger RNA from Caenorhabditis sp. 36 PRJEB53466, 737 nucleotides. The record is from the annotation of a GenBank genome assembly. Lineage: Eukaryota; Metazoa; Nematoda; Chromadorea; Rhabditida; Rhabditidae.